Molecule: messenger RNA, 1435 nt
Organism: Closterium sp. NIES-67
Lineage: Eukaryota; Viridiplantae; Streptophyta; Zygnematophyceae; Desmidiales; Closteriaceae
Source: the annotation of a GenBank genome assembly
GCUUCCUCCGUACCCUCUUUCCCGUGUUAUGUGGACGUAGUAUUUCUAUGAACCAGUCUCUUGGGCAGCUGUGUCAGGUUAGGUAGCAAGUGAUUAAUCAAGCCAGCUCGACUACCAACUGCCGCCUGCCCAGAAAGUGUUAUCAUCCUCGCAUCACAGCAGGCUCCGUCGACUAUUGGCUCUGUCGUCGUUCCCCGGUUCACAUACGUUUACGUACACGAGGCCGACUCAUGGCGUUAUCUCUGGAACACAUAUCAUCCUUUCAACUGGGUCACGCAUUCUCACAUUCUAUACACGGGCAGCCUUUAGCGCGUACAUCCUCCACACCCUCUUCCGUCUCUCACUCCAGUCAACGGCUAACCGUUCAGUGCGGCCGGCACGCCGGCUCCCUUAGACGGCCGAAGUCCACCAGGCGGAAGGCGAAGCCCGCGCGUUCCGCGGAUGCACAGCGCGCGGGGAAGGGCGGGAAAGGGGGCGGGGGGGCGUCACUGAGUGAGGAGGUGUUUUCGCUGGGGAAGGGAUGGCUGGUGGACCCCGCCGCGCUCAUAGGCGGAGAGAGUGGCGGGGCGGAAGGGCGCGGGGGAGCGGACGGCGGAAGGGCAACGGGCGCGGGGACGAGAGGGGGAAAUGAGGCGGUGGCGGUAGCAGGGCUGGAUGGCAGGACUCGAAGCACACAUAAACUGCUCAAGAUUUUCUCAGGCACCAACCGGGGCAGGCGUCUUCUGUCCCCUGCGGACCGCAACGUGCGCCCCAUGAUGGAGAUGGUGCGGGCGGCGGUGUUCGACAUGCUGCACUCGAUGCUGCAGUCGCCGCAGCGCCUGCCAGCCAACACCCGCUGGCUGGACCUCUACAGUGGCACUGGCAGCGUGGGCUUGGAGGCGCUCAGUAGAGGGUGUGGGCAGGCUCACUUUGUGGAAAUGGACCCCUGGGUGAUCUCAUCCGUGCUCUCCCCCAACAUCCAAGCCUGCUCCUUCUCCUCUACCGCCACCAUCCACCCCCUCAAAGUCGAGUCGUUUCUCCAGCAAGCAGAGGACAGAGGAGCGGAUUGGUUGGGAGGCCCCUUCAGCUUCAUCAGUGUGACCCCUCCAUAUGAGCUCGUCGUCUACAGUCAACUAAUGGCGCAGCUGGCUCUGUCACCCCUCUUACACGAAGACACAUGCAUGGUGGUGGAGUAUCCUCUCAAAUCAAGGGAUGAGAUCUUGGACACAUGUGGACCAUUGCAUAAGAUUAAAGAUCGAAAGUACGGUCGAACCAAUGUGGCCAUCUAUGGUCCUGCCUGGGCUCUUCAUGAUAUUCAAUGAUGCCAUGUUGUUUGUGUAUGAUCCAGCAUGCAUUCCCAGGAUCACAAACUAUGUGGGAUUGUAUGCAUGAAAGCGACAUUGUUAUCAUCAAUGCAUUUUAACGGAGGCUAAUGCGAGGUGUUAAACACUAGUUU